Messenger RNA from Cajanus cajan (pigeon pea), 6463 nucleotides. Lineage: Eukaryota; Viridiplantae; Streptophyta; Magnoliopsida; Fabales; Fabaceae. The record is from RefSeq and is a predicted model, not a curated record.
CUUAUGCGAGAUGUUCUGUGCACAAUUUUCCCAGGAACAAGUGGUGGCCACUUUCUUGGGUUGAUAGAAUAAUUGUACAUCUGGUGGCCCUUGCUCAACGAGUUCCCUAGCAUCUAGAUGAUGCUCAACCAUGGGAGAGCAAGGAUGAAGAACAAGAGGUUCCGCUUCGAUCUAGAAAGCGCAAGAUAGCCUCAAACAAGGUCUCGAUUCGUUCCAAGGAUUUUGAUCCCUCAAAGAAAAAGAAAACCAAGAUGGAUUCUUCUAGUGGCCAAACAGCUUCUACUACAAAAAAGUCUGACAAGGGAAAAAACAAAGAAAAACAAAAAAAUCCUUUGGCUAAAACUGAUAAGGCCCCAAAAGUUGAGAGGUUGUUAAAAAAUGCCAUAAAAUCUCUUCCUCGAGCUGCUUCUUUACAAGGAAUCUCGAAAGACACCCUUCAAAAGGAUGUCAAAAUUAUCAGCCUUUCUUCUUCGCGGGAUUUGUUUAGAGAUCUUAACCCUAUUUCUGAUCAAACUCCUUUUCAAGUCAUUACUCCUACACUUGAGAAUAUUGCGGAUGCUCCUCAAGUAGAGCUUCCUACUGGUGUUGAGACUUCGACCCUGGACACCACCGUUAAUGCUGAAGCCUCUAACUUGGGUGUCCCUAUUGGUGUUGAAAUUCCUCAUUCAAACAUCCUUGUCGAUAUCGAAACUCCUCGACAGUCCUCUCAAGGUGAUGCCCCUUCUUUCGAGUUAAGACCUGACAUUCUUCUUGGCACAUGGGAAACCAUAGUUACCCCUGAUUCAGCUCAACUCGCUACGUCUUCUUCCAAACUAGAUAGGAAUGACCUCGAGUCUUCUAUGCCACCUCCAGCUUCAAUUCCUUCAGCUGAUUUUGAUUUAAUUAGCUUUUUCAAUGAUGAUGCUGAAGUAGAUAAUAUUUUUGAUGUGUUGGAGAAUUGGACUAGUGGGGCUUUGAUGUCGAAAAAAAUGCCUGAAUCUGUUGUUGCCUUUCAACCCCUACUGGAAGCCUUUCGCUCGAAAGCAUAAGUUGACGACUUGGACCAAGCGUUCUUGAUCCUUAAUUUUAAAUUUGAAGUCGAGAAAAUGGUAGACGACCUGUUAGCUUUGCAAGAUUUACCUCAAGAAAUCCAUACUGAACUUCAUGAAUUCGUGAAGCCUUUCACCCUUGCUUACGAACUUCGAGCUAAAUGGGCUAGCUCUUUUCAAGAGGUAGCUCAUAUCGAAGUAGAAACUGAGGGUGAUCGAACCAAGCUUGAACAUCUCAGGCAAGAGUUACUUUCCAUCUAAAAAUCCACAGAGGAGAUGAUUCCUUCUUUGAGGAAGUUGCAACAAGAAGAGGCUGACACUGAAAAAACCAUCGAGGCUUUACAAAAAGAGCUUGAAAAUAUUCGGUCCAAGAAAACUGCGUUGAAAGUGGAGAGCCAAGAAGUGCUACAAAGACAAAAACGUCUUAAGGAUGAGGGCAAGGAGAUAUCUUCAAGACUCUCUAAAACUCUUGAGCACAAGAAGCGACUAGAAACCCAAUGUGCUUCUCGAAGACACACCUUAGAUCAAGCCUAUCAGGCUUAUAGGAGUUUCAAGUGAUGCAUUCUUCAAUACAAUUAUCUUUCAUGGAAUUUUUUCAAGUAUUUACCGUUAAUUACCCUGCUCGUAGACUUAGAAUUUAUCUCUUUAAUUACAUACGCAUUUUUCGAUUACACUUGAUCAAUUACAAAUGAACCUUCCCAAUUACACGACCACUUGCCUAAGUAUCGAGAUUUUUGAUCCAUGGGAAGAAUUGUCUUUAAUACUAGAUCUCCGACUGCAAAUCUCUGAAUUUUAAUUCUUUUGUUGUAUGUCCUUUCGAAUUUUUCUUUUUACUGAAUGAUAUUUUGUAAUGCUAUUAUCCUUUAUUCAUCUAAUUGGACGAGCUUGUCAUACAUCGAGUUCCAAUAAUCCUCAGUUGGUAGAUCAUUUUGCUUCUGGACCUGAAUAGAUUGUAAAUUGAUAUCUAUAGGAAAUAUUGCCUCGUGACCAUAAACCAACUUGUAUGGCGUUGUUCGAGUAGCAUCCUUGGGUGAAUUUCUAUAAGCCCACAAUACUUGCAACAAUGUUUCAUGCCAAUUUCAAGGCUUUCCCGAGAUAUGUUUUUUAAUUAAUGCUAUAACUACUUUUUUAGAAGCUUCGACUUGGCCAUUAGCUUGUGCAUAGUAAGGUGUCUAAGUAACCAACUUGAUUCCUCUUGACUGAGCGUAUUGCAUAACCUUUCGCCCUGUAAAAACUGUACCUUGAUCCAUAGUGAUUGUCUGAGGUACUCCAAACCAAACUAUGAUAUGGUCUUCAAUGAAAUCUAAAAUCUCUUUUUGGUAUACCUCUUUCAAUGGGAUUGCCUCUACCCACUUUGUAAAAUAAUAUAUAGUUAUUAUUAUGUAUCUAUGGUUCUUUGAAGAUGGUGGGUGAAUUUGUCCUAUUAUAUCAAUUUCCCACCCUCGAAACGACCAUGGUUUGACAAUAGAAUGCAACUCAUUUGCUGGUAACCUCUGUAUUGGACCAUGUUUUUGACACUCCUCGCAACUUUUAGCAAAUUCGAUACAAUCCUUGAUCAUGCUUGGACAAUAGUACCCUUUUCUAGACAAGGUCCAUUUCAUUUUUUCUCCUUCUUGGUGAGCUCCACAAAUACCCUCGUGUACUUCUGCCAUAGCUAUAUAACUUUCAUGACUUCUGAGGCACUUAAAUAAAAUUCUGUCAAAACCUCUCUUGCACAGCUCGUUGUUCAAUAUGACAUAAUUAAGAGCCUGAUAUUUUAUCUUUCUUUCGACUUUUGAGUUUGGGUUUUGGAGAUAUUCGAUUAACUCUUUCCUCCAAUCCUGAGUGCUCGAGGUGUUGAUGGUGAAGCCUUCUUGAUUGUAACUCAACUCGUUUUCUGUACAAAUUAAAGAUUCAAGACAUUUUUUACUUAUCUUAUAUCUAGAUGCAGUUUGAGCUAAUUCAUUAGCAAUCCUAUUUGCAUUUCGAGCAAUAUGCUCCAACUGAACUUCAUCAAACGAGUUUAACAAUGCUAUGGCUCGAGAUUUACAUUCUAGUAGCCUUUCGCUUAUGUAUUUGUAUUCUCGAGUUAAUUGUUUAAUCACAAGUUGAGAAUCUCCUCGAAUUAUUAUGUUUCUUGCUCCCAAUUAUUUAAGUAACCUUAACCCGAUAAUCAAUGCUUCAUAUUCAGUUUCAUUAUUUGAGUAUUCAGGUUUUUUCCUUAAUGAAAAUUUUGUGGGAAUUUCACUAGGGGAAAUAAUUAAUAAUCCGAUUCCUGCUCCUAACUCGUGUUUCGAUCCAUCAAAAAAUAAUUCCUAAGAUUUUGUGGUUUCAUAACUUAUUAGUUCUGUUAAAUUCGAAUGAUCUGUGAGAAAAUUUUCAAUUACUUGUCCCUUAACCGAUUUAAGAGGAACGAAAGUUAAUGAAUAUUCUGUCAAUGCAAGUGCCCAUUUGUCAAUUCGAGAAUGCAACACAUGUUUACACAACAUAUAUUUAAUCACAUUACUUCGAGAAAAUACCAAUACAUCGAAAGGUCUAAGAUAAUACUUCAACUUUGUUCAAGCAAAAUAUAAACUUAAACAUAGUUUCUCUAAAGGAGUAUAUCUACUUUCUACUCCUACCAACAUUCUACUUAGAUAAUAAACAACUCUCUCGAUGCCAUUAUCAUCGUCUUGCGCCAGCAUGCCCGCAAUAGUUGAAUCGUUGACCGAAACAUACAAUUUCAGUUCUCCUCCUUUAGAGGGUUGUGCUAUUACUGGAGGAAGAGCCAAAUAAGACUUAAUUUCCUCGAGUGCCCUCUGGUGCUCUUCUUCCCAUCGAAAUGCCCCCUCUUUCUUUAAACGUAAUAAAGGAGAGAACACCUUAGUUUUUCCAGAUAAAUUUGAAAUAAACCUUCUGAGAAAGUUUAUCUUACCUAACAAAGAUUGCAGUUCCCUUUUGUUCGAGGGUGGCCUAGCCUCCAUAAUAGCCUUGGUUUUGUUUUUGUCCACUUCAAUUCCCUUUUGAUGUACGAUGAAUCCCAGAAACUCUCCUGCUGUGACACCAAAAGCACAUUUUAGUGGGUUCAUUUUUUAAACCAUGUUUUCUCACUCUUUCGAAAGAUAGCUUUAAAUGCUAUAAAUGGUCAUCCUUUUGUUUCGACCCAAUGACUAUGUCAUCAAUAUAUACUUGAAAAAACUUACCUAUCAAAUCAUGAAAUAUUAAAUUCAUUGCCCUUUGAUAUGUGGCACCUGCAUUUUUUAAUCCAAAUGGCAUUACCACCCAUUCGUAAACUCCUAAAGCUCCUGGACAUCGAAAAACAAUUUUUGAUAUAACAUUAGUUGCAAUGUAAAUUUGAUUAUACCUAGAAUAUCCAUCUAAUAGACUUAAGAUUUCAUUACCUGCAACUGCAUCUAUCAUUGUCUCAGUAAUAGGCAUAGGGUACUCAUCUUUGGGUGUAGCCAAAUUGAGAUCUCGAAAAUCAAUACACACCCUGAGCUUCCCAUUUUUCUUGAUGACAGGCACAAUAUUAGAUACCCAUUAAACAUAUCUCAAAGUACGAAUGAACUUGGCUUUCAGUAACCUCUCGAUUUCCUCUUUAAUUUUGUCAAUUACUUCAAGGGUGAACCUUUGAGGAUUCUGUUUCAUUGGUUUCUUUCCAGAAAUUAUUGCCAGUCUAUGUUCCACCAAUCCUCGAUCCAGACCAGGCAUUUCUUCAUACUCCCAAGCGAAACAGUCCUUAUAUUCGUGUAACACUCGAAUAACUCCUUCUCUUAGACUCCCCUUCAAAAGCUUGAUAAUAUAAGUGAUUUUCUUGUUCUCGAUGGUACCCAAGUUGAUUUCCUCUAAUGGAUCUUGGGCUCUAGCUUGUACUCUUCACUCUUUGACUUUUUGAAUCCCAAAGGAGAAUCAUCGAAAACACAAUCAAGCUUUGUUUCAGGCUCUGGCGGCCCUUUUUGCUGAACUUUGACUCCCUGGUUUUGUCGAUCAUUUUUUGUUUUUUCCUUUUCUUUUUCUUCGGCUAUUCCAACUGUUUUGUCCACACACUCUCUUAAGAUUCUCGAGGCAUCAUUAAUCCCCUCGAUGCCUUCACCAUCCUCGACCCUUCCGGCCGUUUGUUCGACCACGUAGGCCGAAAUUCGAGCUAAAAAGCUUGAAUAUUGAUCUCGGUAUGUUAUGCUUGCUCCUGAGCCGAUUCAGUCUCGACUUAAAGAAUAACAAAUCCUCUCUGUACAUCCCAACAAAAAAUAUUCUUAAAGCCUUCUUCUUCUUCUAACAUAGUGGCAUUAUGAACAUCGAAAGGCUUAGUUUUUGCAAACACAAUUAGUUGUUGAUCUGCGAAGUACAUGCCCACUUAAUAUUCUUUCUAGUUAGCAUCGAGUACUUCCAGUCCUUCAUCAUCAUUCCAGAAGAAGAUCUUCUGGUGAACAGUUAAAGGAACUGCCCCAACUCCGUGUUUCCAUUCUCGUCCUAGCAACAUAUUAAAAUUUACUUUUGACGGAGUCACGAUAAACAUUGUUAUCCUUUUCACACUCCCUAUCUACACAUUAAGUAAAAUCAUUAUUUUAGGUUGUGAGGACUUCCCUGCAUAAUCUGAUAUGAGAAUAUUGUGAGGCUUCAAAUCAGCUACUGUUUUUCCAAACCUUUUAAGCAUGAUUCUUGGGAGUAUAUUUAUAGCUUCUCCCCCAUCUACCAACACUUUGUUCACCUCAUGCCCUUCGAUCAUUAGAGUCAACAAUAGAGGCUUCAGAUGAGCCUUCAUUUCCUUAGUUGGCGAGUCAAACACGACUGAGUUGAACUUGGGGAUAACUCGAGAAAUCUGAUUAACCCACACAAUUUUUUAUUCAUAAUUAGGAUCAUCGAAAUAAUCUUCCCUAUGAAUGUCCUCUUGCUCAUUUACCGAUUCCAUGGCUCUAGCAUACUCAGAAGGCAAAAUUGACACUAUGCCACAAAUGUCAUCCAAGGAAUCCUCAAACCAACUCUCGAAGCAAUCAGUUAUCAUGUCUUCAUCAUCUUCCAUGAACUUUCAAGAUGAGUCACCCUUUUGGGGCACUGGGAUUGAGAAACGAUUUCCCCUGAAACCCUCGAAUGUAGCCUUGCUCAUUCUUUGCUGCCUUCUCCAUUGGGUAUUGGUUAAAUUAUUGAAAGGCUUCUGCUUAAGUCCACGCCCAUAACUUCCAGGCACAUUCGAAAACUUCCCAGGGGCUCCCUGGAAUGUGGGUCCCACAUAGUUCAUGACUUAUUUUCCUUGACCCAUUCCAGCCAUAUGCCUCUGUAGUGCAAUCCACUUUCCUACUAGUACAUUCGCAUUUGGCACAAAGGUAUUGCCAAAUCUCGAUGAGUUGUGCAUUUCCAUUUUUCUUAUUGGAGCAUUAUACUGAGGCAUGUGUAUCUGCCUCAUAGUCAGCCCAGUGUUUUCCUUUGCCUUCUCUUGAAGUUUUUCAGCUUUAUAGCUUUUCAGUAACUCUGAUUCCUUG